AUGUUCAAGUUACUACUGAAACAGUACACUUAUGCAGAAUUGAAGAUUACAAAGUCGUUUUCCCACACCGUUGGGAAAGGAGGGUUUGGAACUGUAUAUAGAGGAAACCUUUCUAAUGGACGUACGGUUGCAGUAAAGGUCUUGAAGGAUUUGAAGGGAAACAGUGACGAUUUCAUCAACAAAGUCACCAGCAUGAGCCAAACAUCUCAUGUAAACAUUGUUUCUCUGCUAGGGUCCAAAAGAGCGAUUAUAUCAGAGUUUUUGGAGCAUGGGUCUUUGGAUCAGUUAAUGUCUAGAAAUAAAUCAUUGACUCCGGACGUGACAACACUAUAUGGAAUCGCGCUAGGAGUAUAUGCACUAUGGCUGCAAAACAAGAAUUGUGCACUAUGGCGACAAACCUUAUUCUACAGCAAAAUUUGGUCCGCCAGCUUUGAAAGUAGAAUAAAGAAUCGAAGUUUAGAAACAUGUGUUUCUUGUCCAUCUCAUGUUGACCAAUUGAAGUUUAGCAACAAGUUUAUUUAUGAACGAUAA
Arabidopsis thaliana (thale cress) is the source of this 531-nucleotide messenger RNA. RefSeq names its product receptor-like kinase. Gene Ontology annotation, molecular function: nucleotide binding; ATP binding; protein kinase activity. NCBI's taxonomy places the organism in Eukaryota, Viridiplantae, Streptophyta, Magnoliopsida, Brassicales, Brassicaceae. The record is from RefSeq and is marked reviewed. Gene Ontology annotation, cellular component: membrane. The transcript is spliced from 3 exons. The coding region runs from base 1 to 531 and encodes 176 amino acids.